GUGCGCGCGUGCGCCGUGGGCUGGGCCGCGAUCGAUGCUGCUGCGGAGCUUGGCUGGGGGAGGCAGGGCCGUGGCCGCUGCUGCCCGUGGGCCGGGGCCAUGCCGACUCUCCAGCUGGGACUGGUGCCAAAGGCUUCCUAGAGGUGGCAGCAUUCUUCACAGGCACCAUGCCUGGAUCCGAAUCCGUGAAGGCUGCAGAGAGUUCGGGAAGGACCAUGUGGAGGUGGGCUCCCAAUCAGGUGUAGAUGGCACCAGGCAAUCCAAAUCCUCCCUGCCUGGUGGGGGCCCCUUAGAACACCCGUACUCGCUGCCGCCUGAGCUCCAGCCCCCUACAAACUGCUGCAUGAGCGGCUGUCCCAACUGCGUGUGGGUGGAGUAUGCCGAGGCACUGCUGCAGCACUACCAGGACGGCGGGGAGUGGGCCCUGACCGCCCUGGAGGAGCACGUGGCUGAUGAGAACCUCAAGGCUUUUCUCAGGAUGGAGAUCCAGCUCCGCGUGAGGAGUGGAGGCUGAGCCAGCCUGGCCAGACACCCUCACCCUGAUGGGCUCCAGCCUGGCAGUUCCUUCUUGGGAAGCAACAUGGCCUCCUUUAUUCAUGAUCCCUUUAUAGGGCUUGUGUCGGAUGGGAAUAUUCCCGGAAGAGUUAUUUAUUGACUUUACCUGAGAAUAAAUAAGUUGUCUGUGGUGGUUAGACAGGA
Ceratotherium simum simum (southern white rhinoceros) is the source of this 699-nucleotide messenger RNA. RefSeq names its product oxidoreductase like domain containing 1 (gene OXLD1). NCBI's taxonomy places the organism in Eukaryota, Metazoa, Chordata, Mammalia, Perissodactyla, Rhinocerotidae. The record is from RefSeq and is a predicted model, not a curated record. Gene Ontology annotation, cellular component: mitochondrion.